Messenger RNA from Lindgomyces ingoldianus, 471 nucleotides. RefSeq lists its product as uncharacterized. The transcript has 4 exons. The record is from RefSeq and is a predicted model, not a curated record. The coding region runs from base 1 to 471 and encodes 156 amino acids. NCBI's taxonomy places the organism in Eukaryota, Fungi, Ascomycota, Dothideomycetes, Pleosporales, Lindgomycetaceae.
AUGCCUAUCGAUCCUUUAGGAUAUGCGCUCCUAAUCCCAGCAAACCGGGACUUCUUGAAGACGCUAGGGAGAAUACGAGUUGCGCCCCAUAACAGUGAACAUUACAACCUUCCAUUCGAAGUGCUCCUCUCUUUCUGCCGGAACAAUUUACCUCCUCCGCGGACUACGUGCGUCUACAAAACAAGAAACAUUCUUCUGUCGAAACCGUGGCUGUUUUCAUCAGUGAAUAACCUAGGCCGUAGCUUUCAUAUGCAAUCUCUACCUGUAGAGCUGAUCAAGCCUCGGCCAAACCCACGCACUAGGCCGCAUCAUCCCAGCAUCCACGAAAUCCUUACGGAGGGGCUCCAGGUGGAGAUCUUUGAUUACCUCUUACACACGGAUCACUUGUCCCUAUCGCUGAUGUGUCGCAUCUUCCGUAUUGUGAAACCACGGCACCUCCCCGUUGUUAACUUCAAUGGCCAUGCUCAAUGA